Messenger RNA from Xyrauchen texanus (razorback sucker), 6757 nucleotides. It is a transcript of the gene gan, whose product is annotated as gigaxonin. Gene Ontology annotation, biological process: cytoskeleton organization. The record is from RefSeq and is a predicted model, not a curated record. Gene Ontology annotation, molecular function: protein binding. The coding region runs from base 151 to 1980 and encodes 609 amino acids. Lineage: Eukaryota; Metazoa; Chordata; Actinopteri; Cypriniformes; Catostomidae. The transcript has 12 exons.
CGGACUGUCUGCAGUCAGUGUACGACGUGACACACUGGGCUGAAACAGAUAGUGAUUAUAUGACCAGCUGAAGUUACAACUAGCAUCAAUAACAAGUUUAAUUUGUUAAUUGCUGCAACUACAGCAGAUUGUCUGGAUUUUUCCGACAGCAUGUCAAAUCCUAAAACAGCUGAAGCUGAUGCUGGAUCAGUGGUGUCGGACCCUCAGCACUCCCAAAAGCUGCUAAGGGCCCUUCAGUCUUUUAGGCAAGAUGAUUGUUUUCAAGAUGCAGUGCUUUUUUUGGAAGGUGAAGAGAUCCCUGUACAGAAGAACAUUCUUGCUGCUGCUAGUCCAUACAUAAGGACCAAAUUAAAUUACAGCCCACCAAAGGAGGAUGGAUCUGUAUACAAAAUUGAGUUACAAGGGAUCUCUGUGCCCACCAUGAGACAGAUCUUGGACUACAUUUUCAGUGGAGAGAUUACCCUUAGUGAAGACACCAUCCAGGAUGUGGUCCAGGCUGCUGAUCUUCUGCUCCUCACCGACCUCAAAUCUCUGUGCUGUCAAUUCCUGGAGAGCUGCAUCACUGCAGAGAACUGCAUCGGUAUCCGGGUCUUCUCCUUGCAUUACUGCCUACACCAUGUCUACCAUGUGGCCACAGAGUACCUGCAGACACAUUUUCGAGAUGUGGCCAGCACGGUGGAGUUCUUGGAGCAGCCGCCCGAUCGCCUGUGUGAGCUACUGUCUAUGGAGAAGCUCAACGUGGGGAAUGAAAGGCACGUGCUGGAGGCAGUGGUCCGCUGGCUCGGACAUGACAUUGAAGCUCGGCGAGUCCAAAUGAAGGAAGUGAUGUCUGCCGUGUGGAUUAAAGGUCUGGACAAGAGCUACCUCCAGGACCAGAUGCUGAGAGAUUCCUUGAUGAGGGAAGUGAUAGGGAAGUGCUGCAUGGAGUCUCUGGGAGGAGCAGAGCAGCAGGGGGAGGAACUGCUCGCUGCAUUUAAACCCCGUGGCUACUCCGAGUGUAUCGUAAUAGCGGGGGGUGAGGAAAGGAUCUCUCGGAAGCCCACGGCAGCAGCACGCUGCUUGUGUCCUCUUUAUGACCGCAGCAGGCAGCUGUGGAUCGAAUUGCAGUCCAUGAACGAGAAGCGUGUUGGACACGGGGUAGUGUCAGCAGAGGGAUGCCUGUUUGCAAUAGGAGGAAUGGAUGAGAACAAAACUGUGUUGAGCAGUGGAGAGAAAUAUGACCCUGAGACCAAUACCUGGACGCCAAUCCCAGCAAUGAUGCAGGCCCGACAACACUUUGGAGUUGCAGAGCUGGAUGGUCUGAUUUAUGUUCUGGGUGGAGAAAACAAGGACACUGAGGUUCUGCUCACGAUGGAGGUGUUUGACCCCCAUUGCAGUGUCUGGAGAACCCAUCCAAAAAUGACCACCGUGCGCAAGUUUGGUUGUUGUGCCACCAUGAAAAAGAGACUCUACGUGAUAGGCGGUGGAUCGUACGGGAAGGUGUAUGACUCUGUGGAGUUCUAUGACCCCAAAACUCAGCAGUGGACUACAGUCUGUCCUCUUAAGGAGCGGAGGUUUGGAGCGGUAGCAUGUGGCAUUGGACCAGAGCUCUAUGUGUUUGGUGGUGUUAGGAACAGAGACGCUGACAAUCCAGAGUCCAGCCAGAUGACCAUCGCCAAGUCUGAGUUCUUCCACGAUGAACUGAAAAGAUGGAUGCUCUUGGAUGACCAAAAACUCUGUAUACAUGCCACAUCAUCCUUUGUGUAUGGAGCUGUUCCCAUUGGUCCCAGUAUAUAUGUAGUUGGAGAACUUGACACAGGCACUAGUUUUGACUAUGUUCGAGAGUUCCGCAGAAGCACAGGCACCUGGCACCCUACCAGACCACUCAUGCCUUCUGAUCUGAGUAAAACGAGCUGUGCCGCCCUACGCAUCGCCAACUGUAAACUGUUCCGCCUGCAGCUUCAACAAGGCCAGUUCCGGAUCCGGGUUCAGUCCACAUAAACAGAAUUUACAUCCUUACCACUGAGUUCUACGUUAUGUCACUCCUCCACCAUCUGCAGGUCUGGAGGAGGAUGCCAGGGGUUGUGGAAUUGAAGUGGCUACAGCUGAGGUUUGGUUUUAAUAGGAAAAUGGGUUGAAUGAACUGGGCUUUUUUUAUGUUUGAUGUCUUUUGUAAGGGAAUGAAUUGGAUGUUCCCUUUCUAUUUUGAGUGAUUAUGACAAAGAGUGGGAUGGGGGGAAAUCGAUUCACAAACUGUUCUGAAUCGCUCCACCAAAAGUCAUAAUCUGAAUUUUCAUUUACUUGUUAAUAAUUGCGUUCAUUGAAAAACAUGAACAGGAGAGACUAUUACAGAUAAAGAUAGGUGCCAUCCAAUGCACUGCAUUGGAAAAACAACAUGAUGUGAAGGGCGCAUCAGCAGCCACAAAAAGGUAUGCUUAUUCGUGCAAACAAACAAACUCAUGAGCCUUCAGCCAAAGACUAAACAUGCUUCAUAUCUUGUAAAACAACCAGCUAAUUCUCUUUUUCAUAAUCUUUGAAUAUGUUUUUCACAGCAAUCAAUGUCACAAGGUACAGUGAAUGGCGUGUUUUAAAGUUGAUCAUUUUCUUGCACAACUAUUGAAAAAAGAUGCACGUUGAUGAAGAACUAGAAAAUGUAAGAUUGCUCUGAUGCGUUUUUUUUUUUCCAUUGGUGCAGAGCCACCUAUGAUACUAGUUUAUGAUACCCAUUUAUUCUAUUUUUAUUUGUGGGUCAAGGGUAGAUAUAUUUGAGUCUGGCUUUUGCAGAAUAUUUACACAGAAUCUGGCAACAAGCGACAUUCACUCGCACAAGGUUUGCACCCAUAUGCUGUUGCUGAAAAACUGAGAUUCUUUGAGGAUGAUUUUGGAAUCAGAUUAUGACUCCCUGAAUCAUGAGAUGCCUAAACAUUCCCACCCUUAUUUUUGACUCCUGUUCACAGGAAACUGCUCUCAGUUUUAAUGGUUUAUUUGAACAGUUUAUAAUAGGUUUUACCUGUCUGCUGCUUGUCUUAAUCUAACACUUACAAAUUAGAAAGGGAGGUUAAUGUUGCCUUUUAUAUACAGUUAUAGUUGGGUAUUAAAUGUGGGUGCAGUAAGUAAGGGAACAAAUCAAACACAUAUCAAGGCUAGUGGUACAUCAUUUGUUGCUAAAGUGUCUGUCUACUGAACAUUCAAGGUAGUGAAGGAGUGUUAGAUUACUGAAAUGGUUUAAGAUGUCUUAAUAUUAGUACUGUUAGUGAUUUAUUUCCAUUUAUGAUAUCAAUCUCACAUUUUUAAUUUGCAUAAAUAUAUUUUCUUUCAAAAUGCAGUGCAUUAAUUUCUAAGGCAUUCAGUUAAUUGGUGGCCUCAUUAACUGGUAAUUACAUAUAAUUGCAUUACAUUUGUGAGUCCCAUCUAUAUUUAAUUAGGUUAUAAAAAUAGUUUUUUGUAUUGAAAAAAGAAACCUAUGGUCCUGUUCUUAUGCAGUCCAUUUGUUAGAAAGCGAACCGAAUUAAGCAGUUUUAAUGUCAGAUAGCUUAAAUACAUUAACUGUGUUAUAUAAAUGCUAUAAAUAAUUUUUUUUUAUUAAUCUUAAAAGUUAACAUGCUAACACUCGAUAAUAAGGUUCCAUUCAUUAAUAUUAGUUAAUGCCAGUGGCGAAUUCUCAGGGCCAGUAAAGCGCUCUCUGCUGGCUCUCUGGCUGGUAUUUUUAAUCGCGUCACUCUUAAUUAAUCUACAAACAAAUGAAAUGAAAAGUUUAUCCAGUCAGAAUUUAUUCCUUGAUGCUAACAAGCGAAGCCAAGCUCGUUAGCCAAAGCAACAUGUGAGUCUGAGCUCCGCCCCCUCAGGCAUUUAGAAUUUCCACAGAAUCCCUCAACAGUGCAAAUGAAUGAGCAACUAAAGUCAGAUAUGUUUUGUUCUUGGUGGGUGCGAUCUUUAGGAUAUGUCACGGUCGAGGCCUUCUAGCUGGCCUUGAGUGAUGGACUCAUGCUUUAAGUGAUGUAAUUUGAAAGUGAAGAGCGCAAGAUUGUCAUAACUGCCGCUAUUGCCAUUGAGAAAGAGAUCCUUAUGGAUUUAAAAACAUUAUUAUAGAUAUUCUGCAUGACUGUGUGAUUUGCUUAAUUUAUUAAAUGGGAAAGGAGAACAGAGUUACUUCAAGUGCUUUUUGCAUUGAUAUAGCAAUAUCAGGAGUUUUCUACUUGAGCAUUCAGUGUCAGACAGGACUGGACUGGUAAUCUGGCACACCGGGCAUUUUCCCAGUGGGCCGACGCACUUUGGGGCCGAUCAGGUGCGGACUGGCCGUUGGGAGAACCGAGCGGGCUGGUGGGUCGGCCGUGGAAAGGGCCGAAUGGCUAAAAUGAGCCGCCCCGUUAUGCAAAACAUCACCACGAUAUGCAGAAAAGGACAGCGAAGUCCUUUUUCCCAACUUUAGGGCAAGUUGCGUUGUAAAAUCCUGGGCUGAUUUCUCUUCCUAGUCCAGCCCUGGUGUCAUAUCAAGUUUUGAAAAGUAGUGCUUCAUUCCAUUCAACUCGGAAAGUCGGAUUUUACAACUUCCUGCUAGGAAAAGUGCAAUGGAAUGCAUCUUGAAGACAGAAUUACAACUUAGGCUUGUGCACAAAUUCUCACCUCAGAUUUCGCAGAGAUGCAGGUGCAUGAUGCCACACAAACAUGUCAACACUCAGGGAGAAAUACAAAGUAAGUGAUAAACAUUCACUUUAUUAAGUAAUAUCGAUAAAUGAGUGUUUCCACAUUACAAGAUAUUAAAGCCUGCAGAAACAGGUGUAUAAAACAUUAUAAUCUCUUUUGAUAAUCGUACACCUGAAGCACAAAUGCUAGUGCUGCAGAACUGUUUAUCAGUUGGAUUGCUAGGAGACAUAUCUAAUGAGAGUCAAACCCCUGCUAAGCUAACAGGAGCAUUGCAGUUUAAGUUCCGAAUAUCAGGGAAUGCAAUGCAUUUAUGGUCUGAGAUAUAAAGUAGAAAAAUCCCUCAUCCCACUUGAAUGGAACACAGCAUAACCGUAUACCCUGAUGAAAUAAAAUUUAUUUCAAGCAACAUUUAAAUUACAAAUAUUAUUAGAUAUAUUUUUCCAGGUAUUAUAGACCUCUUUGGUAGAUUCAUAUGAAAAAUUAUGAUUUUUGAAUGUCUGUACGUUCGUUUAAAAAAAACAGUCAUGCUGCAGUUAAAAUUUGGCUUGCUUGAACAUUAAGUGUCAUUUCAAAUUCUGGCUUUUUUUAAAAUGUCAAUUGGUAUUACUAGUUAGCUGUGACAUAAUGUAUGAUGCCCAAAGGCAUACAGUGUCUUAUUCAUUGUGACACUGUGUUUUAUUAAUGGCAUGAAUCACACUGAAGGCCUAGACUUGAAAUGCACGGCCCGCCACUGGUUAAUUGUAUCAUGAACAAACAAUCAACAGUAUAUUAUUACAGAAUUUAUUAAUCUUUGUUAAUGUUGGUUAAUCAAAAAAAAAAUUGUUCAUGUUAGUUCAUAGUGCAUUAACUACUGUUAACAUAUACAACUUUUGAUUUAAAAUAUGUAUUACUAUAUAUGAGAAUAUCACACCUGCCCCUAUUAAGAGUUUACAUUUUAGAGUACGUACACUGAGCUAAUGGCAGAUGUGUUAUAUUGUCAAAAGUAGCAACUAAAGGGUGGUGGAAAUUUGCAUAUUUUAUGUGCCUGGCUGACUAUAUUAUAGUCUGCCCAUUUUAUCUGAUGAAAUGUAGCUGUUGGUUUCGUAUCCAGGGACUCUGAAAGCCACAACAUGUCAGAAAUGGAUGCAAGUUGCAGUUCUCACCCUUAUGUGGCGAGAUGUAUUUUGUGAAGGACCCCUGAACUGGCUUUCCUGUCACUGUGGAUGUUUUUUGGCAUCUGGUGACCCCAUUUGUUCUUUGCAUGAUUUAGCUGCUGCUGUCUGUUCUAUUUGAAGGGACAAACAUUGCAUAUUCACCACCAUGGAAAUGCACACCAAUAGCAGAAAUAUAGAAUAGAAAACACUGGGCACUCUCGUUUGUCAAAAAUUAUUCCAAAGCAAGGAUUUCCUGAAGAAGAGGAAUGUAGACGCACAACAUAAUAGGGCCAACUAUUAUCUUUGGCAUCCACACCAAGUGCACUGGUCACUAGAUAGAAGGUAUGCAUCAACAAUGUUUAAGUGGAACAGUCUUUUCUGUAUCAUAACAAAAAAGGCAGUUGUUAUUGACAUCUAAUGUCAAGUUGAUCCAAAGUACUGUCCGAUUGCAGAAUACAAGAACUAUGUGUUCGUGCCCAAGACUUCAUACACAAUACUUGCUCAAGGAAAUGAUCAAGACAGUCACUUUAUUAUAAACAUUGUCAUGGCUCGAUUUGCACAGAACACUAAAACAUUUAAUGUCUGCCAGAACAGUGUGAUUUAAUCAGAUGUAACAAUGUUUAUGUAAUGCAAAGUGCUGUUCUGGUGUUUUACUCUGUUUGUAAUUAUUUCAUGUUUGUGGAUGUUUUGGUGAGCAAGUAUGGCUAUUAAAUUAGAGGCCAAUGUAGAAAUAUCUGUCUGGCUCUCAAUAAAAUAUUAUGCAGAAGUUCUUGUUUCUUUUCCAUGGUUAUAAAAAAAUAGCAUGAAAUCUUUAGAUGUGAAUUAAGACUAUUUACACAACACAAUCUAACAUUUGUAUUUUAACUCAAGUUCACCCAAAAAUGACAUUUCUGUAAUCCUUUACUCACCAUCUCAGAUGUGAUUACUUUCUUCUACAGAUCACAAAUUAAGAAAUUUAGAUUUUUAGAAGAAUAUCUCAGCUCUGUAGGUCCAUACAAUGC